AACAUCGAUCGAUCAUUUACAUGUUGAAUGAUCAUGGCCGUUGAUCCGAAGAAUGAUCGGCAUGACUUCAUUGUCAAGAUCGACGAUGAAGAGAAUGAUCAGUUAAUCAACAAAGGCGAUGGAGGAAAGUUUUCGAGAGAGUCAAGCUAUAACUUCUUGCACGGUGGUGACCAGAAAGUUCAGAAGAGCGGUUAUACGCCCCGUGGUGAUGAUGACUUAGACGACGACGACUACGACGACGGAGGAGGUUUUGACUUCACGCCGCGGAGAAACGAGCCAGUAGAUCCACCGUCAAAGCUCAUAUACCAGUUUCUCAACAAACAGAAAGCUUCAGGAGAUGAGAUCACACUCGACAUGGAACCCAACAUGCCCGAGCUUCAAAGCCACACGGUUUCUCCGUCGCAAGUCACGGCGACGAUGGGUCACGGUAACGAAACUAUUGACGCGGUUAGACGGAGACAUAACAGAGUCACGUUAUCUCCGUCUGUUAAAGAUAGUAGUGAAAGUAGCGAAGAAGAAGACAGAGUUGAUGAAACAGAGGUUGUGAAGUGCAGCUCGAAUAGAACGAACAAGACUUUGAUGAAGACCAAGACUAGAUCAAGAUUGAUGGAUCCUCCGACUCCGGGUUACCCGGAUAUGCAUUCGGGCCGCCGGACUCCAAAGUCGGGUCAUUUGAAAUCCGGGAAUUUGAAACCCGGGUUUAGCGGGAAAACCGCUAAACCAGGAAAUCCAAACCCGGAUUUGGAAGAAGAGGAGGAUCCGUUCUCCGAGGAGGAUUUUCCUGAAGGUUACCAGAAGGAUAAGCUCUCUCUUUGGGUUAUCAUGGAGUGGAUCUUUCUGAUUCUGAUCAUAGCCGGUUUGAUUUGUAGCCUCCUAGCGAUACCUUUCUUGCGCCACAAGGAACUAUGGAACCUAGCUUUGUGGAAAUGGGAAGUGAUGGUUCUUGUCUUGAUAUGCGGGAGACUUGUGUCGAGUUGGAUAGUGAGGAUACUCGUGUACUUCGUCGAAAGCAACUUCCUUCUGAGGAAGAAGGUUUUGUAUUUCGUCUAUGGGAUCAGAAAGGCGGUACAGAACUGUCUCUGGCUAGGGCUUGUGUUGAUCGCGUGGCAUUUCUUGUUCGACAAGAAAGUCCAAAGAGAGACUGGUAGCAACGUGCUUAAGUAUGUGAAUAAAGUUUUGGUCUGUUUACUCGUUGCUGUUAUCAUCUGGCUUAUAAAGACCUUACUUGUUAAAGUUCUCGCUUCCUCCUUUCAUAUGAGUACUUACUUUGAUCGGAUUCAAGAAUCUUUGUUUACUCAGUACGUUAUUGAGACACUCUCUGGACCUCCUCGUAUGAUUCAUGUAGAAGAGGAGAUGGCUGGAGCUAAGCUAUCUCCUCCGGAGGGUCCAAAAGUGACCAUUGGAAGUGGAAGGCUGCAGAAGAGUCCGACCAUGAUCGGUAAGAGUCAAGUACUUUCCAGGAGUGGUUCCAAGAAAGGAGAGGACGAAGGGAUAAGGAUAGAUCAUUUGCAGAGAAUGAACACUAAGAACGUGUCGGCUUGGAAAAUGAAGAGACUGAUGAAUGUAAUAAGAAAGGGAGCACUUUCUACUUUGGAUGAACAGAUACAAGACACCUCGACUCACAAAGAUGACAAAGCCACACAGAUACAAAGUGAGAAUGAAGCAAAAAAUGCAGCUAGAAAGAUUUUUCAGAAUGUUGCUAUGCCUGGUUCCAGGUACAUAUAUAUUGAAGACUUCAUGCGUUUUCUUACUGAAGAUGAGUCUGAAAGAGCUAUGAAUCUCUUUGAAGAAGCUUCUGAGAGUGACAAAAUCAGUAAAUCUUGUCUGAAGAAUUGGGUGGUUAAUGCCUUCAGAGAACGAAGAGCACUAGCUCUAACCUUAAACGACACAAAAACAGCAGUGAACAGGCUUCACCGAAUCAUCAACAUUUUGGUCAGCAUUGUGAUCAUAAUCAUAUGGCUUCUCAUCCUCGGAAUCGCUACAACUAAGUUCUUCCUAGUCAUAAGCUCUCAGCUUCUUCUUGUAGUCUUUGUGUUUGGAAACUCAUGUAAGAACUUGUUUGAAGCUGUCAUCUUCGUCUUUGUCAAUCAUCCAUUUGAUGUCGGUGACAGGUGUGAAAUAGACGGUGUUCAGAUGAUUGUGGAAGAGAUGAACAUUUUGACUACGGUGUUUCUUCGAUUUGAUAAUCAGAAGAUUGUAUACCCUAACAGUCUUCUCGGCAACAAACCUAUUGCUAACUAUUACCGUAGUCCUGAUAUGCAAGAGAUCGUUGACUUCUUCGUCCAUAUAGCAACUCCAAGUGAGAAGAUAACCGCCUUGAAACAGAGGAUACUCAGCUAUGUAGAUAACAAGAAGGAUUAUUGGUAUCCAUCGCCGAGGAUAGCAUUUAGAGAAAUGUGUGGACUGAACAGUAUGAAAAUCACGAUAUGGGCAACUCAUAAGAUGAACCAUCAUAACAUGGGAGAGAGGUUUGUGAGGAGAGGUCAAUUACUUGAAGAGAUUGGUAGAUCCUGCAGAGAAACUGAUAUCGAAUAUCGGUUAUAUCCUCUUAAUAUCAACAUCAAAAGCCUUCCUCCUGCUGCUGCUCCAAUCAUUUCGGAUCGCGUUCCUCUGAGCUGGAACAACCAACAACGCAAUGCCUAAGAUUGCAAGAUUUUGAGUUUUCCUUUUUUUUGUAUUUGUAGAAAGUGGUUGAAAGAGAGAUUUUGUUAUUGUUUUCUUGCUUUUUACUCUCUCUUAAUUGGUGUUUGAGACAUUUAUGAUUCUCCAUAUUUGUACUGUGAAGCAGGAACUUGUU
Messenger RNA from Raphanus sativus (radish), 2797 nucleotides. RefSeq names its product mechanosensitive ion channel protein 4-like. The coding region runs from base 28 to 2643 and encodes 871 amino acids. Gene Ontology annotation, molecular function: mechanosensitive monoatomic ion channel activity. Gene Ontology annotation, cellular component: plasma membrane. The transcript has 5 exons. Lineage: Eukaryota; Viridiplantae; Streptophyta; Magnoliopsida; Brassicales; Brassicaceae. Gene Ontology annotation, biological process: monoatomic anion transport; transmembrane transport. The record is from RefSeq and is a predicted model, not a curated record.